CGGUCGUUUUUUCUUUGCUUCGUUUUCUGGACUUUUCCGGACGUUUCUUUCCGUUCUCGUUUCUCUUUUCCCCUUCCUCCUCACCCCGUCUUUGUGCUCCUUCCCAUCUCGAAGGGGAGCAGCGGAACGUCUUACCUUCUGAUAGUUCGUUUGGCGUUCCUACCUGUUUCUUUCCCUCUAUAAAAGAUAUGAGCUCAAUCGCCCACGUUGCACCUCCAUUGAAUUCAUCCGUCACCGCACCGUGUCGUCGCCGGUACUAGUGAUGGCCUUCGCCUUUCUUCGUACUACAACUUUCGUGGUUGGGGUCAACAAUGUCGACGACCAAUUCCUGGAGCAAGUUUAAAGCCAAAGUGCUGCGGCGAUCGUCGACUGUCAGGGCGGCCACCGGAGCGGAACCUUUCCUCGUGCCAAAUUCCAGCGCCAACACCAACUCCUUAUCGCCCGUGGCACUGCGCUCUCCCCUCACAUCCGACAAGGGCUUCGCUCAACCCCGUUCCUACAACUCUGUCUCCUCCUUAUCGACCGUUCAGCGCUCAAUCUCCGACGACGCCUCCGCUCCCCCUGCGAGUCUAUCAGCAGAACGGGGGCGGUACUACGGCUCCGUUGACGAAGGUUCGGUGGGAAAAACACAAUCUCCUCGGGAAGAAGAGUCCCCACGGCUACGAAAGAAGAACCGGGCAUCGGGUCCUUUGAAUCAGAACCCCUCAGUCACCACCCCAGGGUCUCAAGAGCGACAACCUUCGGAAUCGUGUCCCGAUCGUGUCCGAGCUGUAGCCGACCGUCACAGCUUGCCCCCGGACUUUCUCAAGUCCCCACCACGCUUGUUUGGUUCGAACGAGUUCCUGCAACAGUUACCCUUUGCUUCAGUAGCGACCCCUCCCCUACCAGCUUCGGGCAGUGUCGCGUCUCAGACCGCGUGUAAUCAAGGGCGGGAUCGUACAGCGUCUACAGUCGGCGAUCCCCAAUUACCUGCACCCCUGACUGCCGUGGCGGAGAAUCCUUUCGCUGCAUCCUAUAAUCAAGCGCCUAUCCCCAGUACCGUUUCGAUCCCAAAACGUCCCAGCCUCGGGUCGCGUCGUCAGUCGCUUUUCGCUCCGUCUCAUCAGCACUUGAUUAGCGAUUUGCUAGAGCAGCCGAGGACGUCUUUGGAAAACGACGGUGGUCGCCUUGCCACCGGCACUGCUGGGAUGUUACAACGCAAGAUCUGGGUUAGACGGCCGGGCGGUUCGGCCACCCUGGUACCAACCACGCACGAUGCCCUUGUAGACGAGUUGCGAGACCAAGUAAUCUUGAAGUACGCCAACUCCCUAGGUAAGACAUUCGAUGCCCCCGACAUUGUCGUUCGCAUUGCUCCUCGGGAAGGCUCGAACAAGCAGGCAACCCCUGAUCGCAUGUUGAGUCCGGAGGAGCCGUUGGUCACGGUGGUGGACUCUUAUUUCCCGGGCGGCCAAACGGCGGAGGAGGCUCUGAUAAUCGAUAUCCCUCCAAGGCGAACCCCAAAGCCUUCCCCGCGCCAUUCUAUCUACUACGAGCAAACCGAGCCGGGUGAGCACGGCGAAUAUUUCCCUCUCAUGCCGGUCAAUCCCAAUAUCCCAACCCCACCGGCCCACCCAUCCAAUUCCUCGGGCAGUGUGAGCGCUCACCCCGCCCCAUCAAUAUCUAUUCUUACAACCGGGAUGGCGCCGCCGUUGCCUUCCCCGGGGAGUCGAGCUGCUCGCCAUGCCCGCCGGCCUCCUCUUACUCGACACGCUACGAACUCGCCCACAGUAUUAGCGCAGUCAGCUGGCUCGAAGGAUUCUGGUGUCCCGCAAACUGCCAUACCUCCUCAGCCAGCACCACAAGUUCCCACCCCACCUCUCCCGGCCCCAGAAUCGCCCCAAAACAAGACUAUGACCCCUCCUGCACGCGGAGCGUCACCACGUCCUCGUCCGUCAACAAAACCUAAAAAGAGCCCUGCACAGUCAUUGAGCGCAGCCUUUGGGGGCCUUAUCGAGGGGACUGUACCUCCCAUCAAUGUUCUCAUCGUUGAAGACAAUGUCAUCAACCAAAGGUUGUUGGAGGCAUUCAUGAAACGUCUUAGCGUGCGUUGGAAAUGCGCUGCAAACGGGGAGGAGGCGGUCAAAAAAUGGCGAGAAGGCGGUUUUCAUCUUGUCCUGAUGGACAUUCAAUUGCCCGUGAUGAACGGUUUGGAUGCGACGAAAGAGAUUCGCCGGCUUGAGCGGUUGAAUGGGGUUGGUGUUUUCCCCAAGACGGCCUCCGGCCGGUCGAGUGCUGCGAGUGCUGCAGCAAUGUCCCCGCCGGAGAGAGACCCCGAAACCCAUGAUUUCCUGAAAGUGGAGGAUGUCCUGCAUGAUCUUUCACUGUUCAAGAGUCCUGUCAUCAUUGUCGCAUUGACAGCUAGCAGCUUGCAAAGCGACCGACACGAAGCGUUGGCCGCAGGCUGCAAUGACUUCUUGACUAAGCCUGUGCGAUUUGAAUGGCUGGAGCAAAAGGUGACAGAAUGGGGGUGCAUGCAAGCGUUGAUUGACUUUGAAGGCUGGCGCAAAUGGCGAGGGUUUGCAAACGAUAACCAGUCAUCAGCGAUACCUACACAGGCACUAUUGGAAAGUGAAGGUGUAACAAAGAAAUUCUUCCUCUCCCUGCCAGACUCUUCUUCUCGAGGCACGGGACCACAAGACCUGAAUAUUCCCAAACCAUCGGAUCUUCUUCCGGAAGACUCUUCUGGAGGAGAAGCACCCGACUCUCCUGCAAGCCCAUUGACCACUGUCCCUGUUGAGGAGACUUCGAGUCGCCAAGAUGCGGCUCCAGAUGGCGUAUAGUUUGCAAGGCUUCAUCUCUCGUUCGAUUUCAAGCUCUCUCAUGGUUAGCCGGUCUCUUUUGUCACAAUACAUGCAUGGCCGAGAUUAGUUGUUGUGUGAACUUGUUCCGCUGUUUGUGGCUUCUAUGGAUACCCAGCAUAGCCCUUGUCGAUUCCUUUUAUAGCUUUCACUCAUUUACUGGUUAAGGGGCAGCGGCUUCAUCUUUUGUGGUGUUUCACAGGUUAUUUUCAUGUUUAUAUAUCCACCCUCAAGGGCAUGCUCAAGCAUACGAUCGAGUUUUUCCAUGUUCCCUUGUCUAAUAUAUAUCCUGUAGCGUUCUCGUAGAUCUCUAAGUCUGUGAUUUGCUUAGAAUAUUAGAAUUCCAUUUCUCAGCCUGUCGCACCGUGGCAUAUGAUUAAUUUAGGAGGGGUUGUGCGGGCAAACAUGCCAUUGAACGGAGACUUAGAACCCCCAUUGUUGUCUGAGAUAUGACUUCUUACUAUA
This is a messenger RNA of Aspergillus alliaceus, 3302 nucleotides long. RefSeq lists its product as uncharacterized. Gene Ontology annotation, cellular component: Mcs4 RR-MAPKKK complex. Bases 312 to 2819 code for a protein of 835 amino acids. Gene Ontology annotation, biological process: osmosensory signaling via phosphorelay pathway. Gene Ontology annotation, molecular function: phosphorelay response regulator activity; protein kinase activator activity. The transcript is spliced from 4 exons. The record is from RefSeq and is a predicted model, not a curated record. Lineage: Eukaryota; Fungi; Ascomycota; Eurotiomycetes; Eurotiales; Aspergillaceae.